AUGCUUCCGCUGCGGAUCCUCCUCCUCCUUCUCUUCUAUCCGCCGCCCGACGUCUCCGCCUACAGUACGACUUUCUCGCGCCUUCAAACCGACUCUACACGUCUCGUUCUAGGCUCGUCGCCCGGAAAUUCCGCCGCGCAAAAGUGCUACAGUUGCAUGUCGCGCUACUAUGGCGCCACGUGGCAGUUCGCCGGAUACUCGAGGAUUUAUCAGGAGCCACGCGCGUUCACUGAUCACUGCAGGUUGGUGGAAAUCAGUGGCUGGGUAGUGGAAAUGCAGAAAACAAUGCAACUGAAGUGGAGGUUGUGAAACUGAAACUGAUAGAGUAGUGAGCAAAAAAGUGCAUUCAAAACAAUGUAUCUCGGUUGCCGGUGGAGAUAUCAAAAAGUUGUCAACAGAUGAAAUGUGCAGAAUUUCCUCAUGAACAAUUUAUUAGUUGACAUCUUUUUGAUAUCUCUACAAAUAACUAAAAUACAUAGUCUUGAAUGUACGAUGUCAGGCUAUCGAUGUCUAAAUGUCCUUUACCGUUUCAAAACUAUCAUAAGUUAUUCAUAACUUUUCGACUUUUUGAUUUCUAACGCUAAUUUAGUCUCUCGGUGUCUUUCAGAGAUCCUCAAGCUCGAGGAGCCGAUGUUCCGUACAGUUAUUGCGAAGAAAGUGCCAAUUGUGUGACGAUGAUCGAGGAAUUGAAGAUUGGUUAGUUUCGAUGAUUCUAUUGACAGCUACAGGCUUCAAAAAGUUGUCAAGACGUUUUCAUCGAUUUUUGCGAUAUUUUCUCUCAUUUUUUCAUUGUCCAACAACAACAUUUCACACGGCGAAAGUUGUCAGAAAUGUAGGUGAAACGUGUCAAUCAUGAUAACCCGAUAUCUUUCGUCUUCGUCUCGAAAACCGCAAAUCCUUCUCUCUUUUGACCCUUUUCUCACUCAAAUUGAAGGGACGACACACUCAAAUUGGCUGUAUCGAGUUGAAAUUGAGUGAAGAGAGCGUUUCCGGGGGGGGGAGGGGAGGGCGACUUGUUGUAGUUGAGGGCGAAUCGACAGAAAAGAAAACGGGAGUGUUUCAGGAACCGGCGCACGAGGAUACAUUCGCGGCUGCUGGGGAUCCGUUCUUCUUUUCGGAUUCAAUCGAACCGGUAAGCAAAGUUGGUCGGAAAACUUGGACCCGCAGCCGUUUGAACUGUCCAAAAAGAGGUCUAGGGCAAAUAAAACGGUUCUUUUCAUCAAAUUACACUGAAACGUUGUGAAACGAAACUGUUUCUGUUUCAACAUUACCACAAGUCCUGUUAUAUCACAGAGUUAGGCAAUUCGCGUUGUUGAGUACAAUUUUGAUUGGUACUAGUUUGAGAAAUGUUUCUGUUUCACUAAUAUUAUGUCAUCAACUAUCCAGUAUUUUCAGUAAUCUCCCUUUUUUUUCUACAUUUCGACACAAAUGUGAAAAGCAAAAAAACGGUUUUUCGAUUCUUUACCAGAAAGCACUUGAUGAUCACUGACUGACUGCCUAGAUUUUCAGUUUCAGAGCACAUUAAUCCGAAUCCACCUUCCCCGUAGUGGUAAUAUACUUGACUGAUAAGUUGCAACUCAUUUCGCAUCUAAAAAGUGCAUUGCUCUUGUGUUGACUAAUGACCACUUUCUCGUGGGCGCGCGUUUCCGUGGGAAAGUGCUCGUGACUCCUCGGCUCGUUAGCAGUGUCAAAAGUGUGUGGGAAACAAAGAGUAUCACAUAUUCCCGACCGACCGCUCAUUUUACUCACCGAAAAGGAAGCCGAGGUGUCGGGGGAUCUAUAUGCAUUCGUAGACGUAUCUUGUAAUUGCACAUUCGAAAACUGGUACGAGUCGAAUAGAGAGACGCGAUUGUAAGAGCUGAGAACAGUAAAUUGGUGUUUCAAGUCGAUUAUUCAAGGCGUUUUUUGAAAAUUUGGGCCUGUAAGCCGACCUUGGCUCCUUAUUAUUAUCACGGGACCAGGAUCCUGUCUUUGGAACCUGUUUACUCAAAUAGAGCCGAAGUUUCUCGACAGAACACGAUUGCAGUUUCAAAAAGUUAUGUUAACUAUCUGUACUCUAAGUACUCUACUAUUAUGGUCAACCGGUCCUAAUUCACUAGGUUCACUUCAAUUUUUCGAAUAUUUCGAAAACUGGGCGCUAAACCAUUAGACUUCAGUGAGAAAUUUUCCAAAAAUCGAGAUUUCUCGAAAAAGUGACUUAAUUAUAGGUUCACCACUGAAAUUAGCCAGAGGGUCAACUGAAUAAUUUUUAAUUUUAGCCAUAACGUCUUCUAAGACUGAUUAUGACCGUUUUACAUCGAUUUCCGACAAGCUUCUCGGUUCCCCGAUUUUUUGAACCAACUUUCAUUGAGUUUUGGGUGUCAAUCAUAACUCUUCGUCUUAAAAUCGAACCUAACUUCGAUUUUUUGGCCGGACGACAGCAGGAUCAUUCUGGAAUGAGUAUUUAGUGAGGUUUUGUGAAGUUUCAUUGAGAAUUCACGAGAAUUUGAUAUCUUUCUCUAAUUUUGAAGUGCUUUGGUCGACGUAAAAGGUUUCAUCUCUGUUUUGGGCCGAGAUAUGAUCAAAAGUAUGCAAAAACUGUAUUUCUUUUUCGAAAAGUCGCAUCUUCGUCAGUUUUUGAGUAAAACACUUGGUAAAAAAAAGGAAAAUGUAGCUAAUAAGAUGGUCUUCAAGAAUGCAAUUGAUUAUCCUUGACGAAACAAAUUUUCAAAGGAGAUAUUCAACAAAAUGAGAAAACGUUUGUACUUAAGUACACCAUUUUACGAAUAGAUUUUGACGGGACUAUCACCAUUAGAUUCAGCGCUCGAAACAAAAGCCGUAUACAAAAAUUUUGCCUUGGGAAAUCGCUUUGACGGAAAAAAAGUUAUCGACAAUACACUUUGUCCAUGUUUUCUUGAGGUUCUGUCUGUUUGCUAGCCUCUAUCUCCUCAACCGGUAGAGAUACCAAAACGUUAUCAACUGUAAAGUUAAAGGUACAUGUCUAGGCUAUAAAACUUUAGUUGAACGCUUUUUGAUAUCUCUACUCGUUCACAAGUUAUGGCCGUUUCUGAGAGUGAUCACUCUUAAACUGAUAUUAUCGCAUUCCGUCAGUGUAUCUGUACUAGACAGUAAACAUUCCGCCCUAGCGUGAAACCACAAAUAGUUUCGUUUCCCGUUUCACACUCUCCAUACGACUAUUCCCUUCACACGUUUCAUCUCAGUGCCAUUCCUCUCCUUGUGUUCAUUUUCAGUGUUUCAGGUACGGUAGGCGCACUGGCCGCGCACUCGUUCUGCCACACGUUCAAUCUGACCCAACUGGUGAGCGGCGGCCGUCCGGAAGAGUCGUCGAUCAAGUGAGUUAUCCAAUAGGCGAGCCACUUGAAAUCCGAUGGACACAUGUGCUGAUGGAUUAAGUCUCAUCAAUUAUUGUCGAUGACGGACUACACGGGUGCCCGAUUUCCCGCGGCAAAGUGUCGUGUAAAACAUGAUGAGCUAGGGGGAUCGGGGGAUUGACAAAAAAGUGAAAAGUGAGGGAUUUAUGUUUCCAAAUACUCAAAUUUUUGGGUCUUUGGGAACAUAAAUCCUCCACGUUGAACUUUAGGGUCCAACUCAAAGAUGCUUCCGUUUUCAGUGUCUGCUCGUGUCGAGGACCGCUCUGCAAUGGCUCCACCAUCAAUUCGACGCCUUCAACUUCCCCAAUCCUUCCCCUUAUUGCCAUUUUUGUGAUAUUAUCAUCACUCACCUCCUAA
Messenger RNA from Caenorhabditis sp. 36 PRJEB53466, 3728 nucleotides. The record is from the annotation of a GenBank genome assembly. Lineage: Eukaryota; Metazoa; Nematoda; Chromadorea; Rhabditida; Rhabditidae.